Molecule: messenger RNA, 495 nt
Organism: Debaryomyces hansenii CBS767
Lineage: Eukaryota; Fungi; Ascomycota; Pichiomycetes; Serinales; Debaryomycetaceae
Exons: 1
Coding region: 1-495 (164 amino acids)
Source: RefSeq, a predicted model, not a curated record
AUGCAAUUCUUAUCAGCAAAGUCAUUAUUAUAUGCUAGGGUACUGUUGUUGGCUGUUCUUGCCUUUUUUUGCAUAAAAGAUCCCUCGGUCUUGUUGGAAUCCGGGUUUGCUGUGCUCUUAGGUCAAGCAAUGCAAUUAAAUAUCGUUUUGGUUGAUAGUUCCAAUCCAUUACUAGGUAUCACAGCCGUUGCAUUCGCUACAUUAGCAAUUUCUGAUUUUAUUCCUUUAUUGGCUGAUAAUAUUGAAUAUUUCGAGACUAUUGUACCAACCAGAUUAUUCCUUUAUUUUGGAUUAGCAGCAUAUUCAUAUGUCACUAGUUCACCAUUUUUCAGUAGCAAUGUUAUCUUUGUAUACUCGUUCUUUGAAAUAUGGUUUAAUUUCUUAAUCUACAACAAUUUAAGAGAUGAAAGAUAUUAUAGAAUUAAGAAGUUUAUCGAAGAAAAUGGUGACAAGUUGAACCUUGAUGAAGCCGUUAAAGUUGCUGAAGUUGACUAA